Molecule: messenger RNA, 2583 nt
Organism: Sitophilus oryzae (rice weevil)
Lineage: Eukaryota; Metazoa; Arthropoda; Insecta; Coleoptera; Curculionidae
Exons: 3
Coding region: 40-831 (263 amino acids)
Source: RefSeq, a predicted model, not a curated record
GCCGUUUGGGCCGCAGUAGUACCGCGCCACAGCUUCGCCAUGGGCACUACCAUCAUCAGCUUUUCGAGAUUUAUCCUGUCGGUGUCGUUGUUCUUCUUCUUGGUGGUUGGUAGUGCUAGGACGGUGGUUCGGGGUGAAGAAGACGACGGUUCCAAAGAGGAGUUAAGGAUAUACAAGGCUGCGUUCGAGUUUCUGCGCGAAUGCGGCAAAAAGGAGUUUUCGUUGUGCUUGAAGGAACGCGCUUUGAGGUACAUUGACACACUACCAAACGAGUUGGAUGUUGGAGUGGGUGUCAAAAUCAAAUCAAAUGGUCGAGUGUCCAAAAGAAUGCAAAGAGAGGCUUUGCCGGAUGAACCGAAAGCAAGGGAAAGUGCCGUGGAGAAUAUCCUUUGGGAUCGCAUCUCCGAUUACCUUAGCACUCAUGUGAUCGAGCUGAAGAUGCCUUCUAAUACAGUUCACGAUAUGAAGAAGUCUGUGGAAGAAGGCAGAGGAAAAGGCGGCGGUGGAGGUGGUAAAAAAGGAGGGGGCGGUGGAGAAAAAAUGAAGGGCAUGAUGAUGAUGAUGAUGAUGAAAGCGGCCAUCCUCGGUGCCCUAGCCCUGAAAGCCAUCGGAUUACUCGCUUUCAAAGCACUGCUAGUAGCCAAGGUAGCCCUAACGAUAUCCUCAAUUAUCGCUCUGAAGAAGCUGCUUGAGCACAAGCAUCAUUCUUCAACGUACGAGAUUGUUGCCACUCAUCCACAUCACGAAGAAGUCGGUCACUAUGACAGAGCCUUCACUCAGGAUCAGUUGGCCUAUAAAGGCUACGAAGGAGCUGCUAGAAACAGAUUUUAAUUCAUCCAGUUAACUGGUUUAUUUAAUUUAUUUAACUUAUUUAUUUAUUGCUGUUUUCCACUGAUAUUACUUCAAUAAGAGAUGGUACUACUGAUCUAAAUAUUCUGUUUCUAGUCUUCAAGUUAAACUCAUUUAUUUUAAUAAUAGUCUAAAAACCUUCAAAACUUUUUUUUAUAAUUAAUUAAUCCCCAGUUGUAUUAGAUUUUCUGCAUUAUCAUCUGUAAAUCGAAUAAAUAGCUUUAUUAUUUGUCAGAAGCUAAAUAAGUGAUUCCCAAAGUAAACCAGUAAACCAGUAAAAAAAUGGUCUACGAGAAAAAAAUAAUUUAGGAACCCCUGCUAAAUAAAAACUAUGAGAUGUAAAAAGAAACCCAUAGUUACAAAGCUUUAGUUAAUAUCUUUGGAAACUGAAUUUAACACAAAAUUGUGUCCAUAUUAAUAAAAAUACGAUUUUAUACAUGUAUAACAAUAUUCAAAUAUAUACUUUGUCAUAAGUAUAUAUUUUUAUAGAAGAAAUAAUAUUGGUAUCCUUUUUGUAUUGUCAACCAUAAAUAAGUACAUGAAGGGUUUAGAUUAUAUUGGGUGCAAAUUAGCUGUAAAUUUUGGUGGUUUCAAAGUCUUACAACUCCACUUUGGGAGUUCUGUUAGAAUAAAAUCAAUUCAGAAUAGAUCGGGUUUAUAAAGUUAGAAAUUAAAGAAUAUGUCGCAAAAAGAUUAUACUUAAAACUGACUUUAUAAGUGAAUCUUAAUUAUUCUUAUUAAUUAUUCUCUUAAACUAGUUUUGAUCGGUAGUAUAGAUAGUAUAUAGCUUACAAAUACUUUAUAUUUACCACCUUGCCAUAUAUAGAAGUAUUUAUACUGUUCUCAUUACAAAAAAAAAUUGAUUUGAACAUUAUACAAUUAUGAAACACUCACGUACGGAGAUAUUAAUUUCCUGUGUUUCAUUCAAAUAUUAAUUAAUAACUUAUUCUUCUCAUGUGUUCUUUGUGGUCUUUUUGUCUAUAUUUUUAAUAUCCUUUAAUUAAUAUUAUUUUUAAAUUAUUUAUAUUCUUUCAUAUGCUGAAAUUUAUUAAAAAAUCUUAUAUUUUGCAUUUGAACUUCAUGGCUAGAUAAUUUAAUAUCUGAUUUCUGUAUUCUCUGUGUACCUAAGUAUUCAACAAAUAAAAAUUCUAUAAAAUUUAUUGCUACGUCUAAAAAUACUUUUAAUCAUAAUUUUUCAAACAGAUCUGCAUAAUUUUCAUAUCCUUCUUCUUCUCAAAAUAAUACACCGUUCUGAAAAUUGAGAAAAAUUUCGAAAAUUCAUGCCAAAACCUAAGAUAGUAUAUUUUGUACGCCAGACUAUAUAUCUCGACGAAAAAGGAUAUGUAUGGGUGCCAAUUUAUUAAGAUGGCGGAAAUAUAUUUCAAAGAAUAUUCCUGCAAAAGGAUAUUGCAGAUCAGGGAAAUGCAGAACGAAUUUCCUCUAUCGUGUUCUACAUAUUGAUAUUUCAUAUAUUCUAGUUGUGUAUUAUAAGAUCACUUUUUAUUUAUUAUUUCUUAUUCAUUUUAUUAUGUUUUUUAACGUACGGGUUAGUAUUUUAUUUAUAAAAUGUUUUUGAAAAUAAAAUUUGUAGGUGAAAUAUCUAUAAACUAUUUGUUGGACUUUAGAAAAUUCAUAAUAAUCUUAGUGUAAACCAAUAAAGAUAUUAAUGGUAUACUUAGGGAAGAAAAUGAGGGUAAAAUAGAAUUAUUUUAUUAGUUUUAAAAUAAUGUAUUU